UACAAUCUUUGUGUCACAGCUCAAUGAUUGAAAGUUGUUGAUAAAUAUGGUGUUGUAGCUGCCUCAAACCACAAAGGGGCAGUAAAGAGCUUUGGCAACAGCGUUAAAGUGCAGUAACUGAGGAGCAACAUGGAGGAGCCACCUGAGCGUGAAGCUUAGUCUAGUUUUAAGGAUGUAACAGGUAUGUGGGGUAAAAACCAUUUAACCAUAGGCUUAAAGAAUUUCAAGAACAUUUUCAAAAGUGAGCACAGUGGAGAGUGUUUUGGUGCCACGUUUCUAUAUUGAGGUUGAAAGCACCAGUUCAAAAGGUUGGAGCUGCUUUGGGAAUUGUGACUGUAACUUCGGGAGAACCGACGUCUGCAGGAUAUUUUGCACAAUCUGCGUUGCAGUAAAAGAUGCAGCAACUUAACUUGACUCCGUUAUUGUUCAGUAUUUAAUGAAUGACUUUUCACAAUGCAUGACUAACAAGGCACAAGUCGUCCUCAUAAUGUCCAGGUGAGCGGACUGUACCAUCUCACCCUUAAGUUCCGUGACGGUCAUCAGAAGUUGACUGAUCCAAACCCUCUUAGUCUCCCAGCUGUCAAUCUGCAGCCUCCCACGUGGUCCGCAGGGCGGGCGCAUCUCCACCAGUCGAACAUGCGACUUUUAGGGAGGCAAACAUUUGGACCCAUUUGUAGUUGCACUCGCACACGCACGUCAGCUGCUCCCCAACAAGAAAAACGACGACCAGGAGGCGUCUCAUCUGUCAUUAGUGCCCAGAUCGCUCCCAUCUGUGCGGCGUAAACCCGGUGCGCACCGCCUCCUGUUCCAAGACUCAGUUUGAACCCCGCGCCUGCUGAACUGGAGCUGGGCGCUGCAUAGUUAGUCCACAGAGGCUAAUUGCAAUUAGCUUGCAGAGCUACACUAAGAAGGUUAUUUUGCCAACUUGGAACCCAGAAGCAGGAUGGAUACAGCCAGCGACUCAGCCGGGGAAAGUAAGCCGGUGUGCCAGUGUGCCCCCAAGUCUGCGGUCCAGCGGUGGUUACCCGGUUUCCCCGUCGCCCUCUGCUUGCUGAUGUCCCUGAGCUCUAUCGCCGUGUGCCUCCUCAUGAGCCUCAAGACCUUCCAGCUGGAGACCCGCCUGCAGAUGGAGAUGGACAAGGCGUCCGUCUUCAACCCACCUCACAGCGCUUUUCUAAACGAGGACGGGACCCUGGUUCCAGAGCUGAGCACCUCCAUAGGGAAGCUCGUGGAAGAGAAAGUGGUGGUGCUGAUGCCGAAAGCGCGAAAAGUGAGGGAUGUUGGUCAAGAGUGCUCCUGUCCUCCAGAACCUCACCAGGGCAAGGCUGGACGGGAUGGAUACCCGGGUCCACUUGGCUUGGAUGGCAAACCAGGUUUACCGGGUCCUAAAGGAAGCCAGGGACCAGCCGGCCCCAAGGGAGAAAAGGGUGACCAGGGAGACAUUGGGCCACGGAUGGUCUUUCCCCGUUAUGACCACGGCUUUCUCUCUGGAGAGCAGUCGGGCAGCUUUCAGAGACGCUUCCUGAAGGGUGACCAGGGCCAGGCAGGACCCGCUGGUCCUCCUGGUCCCCCAGGUCCUCCAGGUCCCAGAGGCCCCCCUGGGAACACAGGCAAGGACGGGCCCCGUGGUCCUGCUGGGGAGCCGGGUUUUCCAGGUCGGGAUGGUGUUGAGGGAUCACAGGGGUUGCCUGGGAAGCCGGGAGAAGAUGGUGAGCCUGGCUAUCAAGGGCCACAGGGUCCCCCAGGAAUGAAGGGCGAGCCAGGUGUAGCAGAAAAGGGAGAGAGAGGUAUGGAUGGACUCCCAGGAUUAAAGGGUGACAGAGGGGAGGUAGGACCAGAGGGACCCAUGGGUUAUCCUGGUGAAAAAGGCAACACAGGUUCCUCAGACAUCAUUGACUUCAACGGGAAGCUUCUAGAUGCUUUCCAGGCCAUCGACACCAUCAGCAUUUCGGGCCCGCCUGGACCACCGGGACCCCCAGGCCCUUCAGGGGAAAAGGGUGAGCUCGGGUUACCUGGUCUAGCAGGAGUUGAUGGGGAAAAGGGACAUAAAGGUGACACAGGUGUGACAGGACCCCCUGGCGAGAGAGGGGAGAAGGGGGAGAUGGGUCUCUCUGGGCCUGCUGGUAUGGAUGGACACAAAGGAGAGAAAGGCGACUGCAGACUGGACGACAACCUGGUUCAGAUGAUAUCCCAACCAGGCCCACCUGGUCCACCUGGCCCACCAGGAGUCCCUGGGUCCUCUGGAUCCAUGGGGCUGCACGGGAUGCCUGGUCCUAAGGGUGAGCCUGGAGUCGGGAUGAGGGGAGAGAAGGGGGAAGCUGGUUCAUCUGGACCCAGGGGACACGAUGGCCUCCAGGGUCUGCCUGGAUCUGCAGGGUUAGUGGGUCUUCCAGGUGCAAAGGGAGAAAAAGGCAGACCAGGGGAGCCUGGACUAGAUGGUUUCCCAGGUACGAUGGGUGACAAAGGUGACCGAGGAGAAAGAGGAGAGAAGGGGGACAGGGGGACAGUAGGAAAAAGAGGUCUAAAGGGCCAGAAGGGAGAGCAGGGUCCUCCAGGCUUGGACCAGCCUUGUCCUGUGGGCUGUGAUGAGACUAAAGGUGUGUCUGUGGAGGCAGAGCUUUCUUCCCCUCCAGUUCCUCCUCUUCCUCCUUCCGGCCCUGAGGCCCCCUGUCCUGUGGGACAUGAUGGGAUGCCAAUACCAGGCUGCUGGCACAAGGGGCAUUUUGAGGAAAUGGCGAGGCAGAAGCUCAAACGCAAGCGUCUCUCUCAGCCCUGAGGGGGUGCAGGGCCUGGUGGAGAAAGGACACAUUGACAGGCAGAGAGCACGAGGGGCAGAUUGGCCUUUAUGCAGCACCGGAGCCAUGCAAGGCCUCCGUGUCACACCGAACACUCAGACCCUCCGUUAUGGAAACCCCUUCAGGAGGGGGGCAACAGAGAACACUGCGAUUCCACAUCCACCUGGGUAGAGAAGACGCACACGGACUGAUAGCUUGAUAACCAGUUGGUUUGGGGGUUCAAUGAUGUCACUGGCACAUAAGGAGGAAUUUACUGCACAGAUACAUUGAACAUGAUGGUGAUCUCCUGUAUGGCUCUUUUGUAAAGCUUUUGCAUGAUCAUAAUUCAGAAAGCUUGUAUGAUGUGUGACAUCAGGUGACGGUAGAUUCAUUUUCAUUUGCAACAAGCAGUCUGUAAUAGUCUUUCCAUUUGAACAAGCCACUCAGAGGAGUCAGUAAGUCAACUUUUUUUACGGCUUACACUUAACAGCAGUGGUGACUCGCGCGUUGUUUUGUUUUAUUCCGUUAUACUCUUAUCUGAUUUUGUCCAGUUACAUUUUGCAUUCCUGUGCACUGGCAUGUUUGCGGAAUAAAUAAAUGAGUGAAACUUCAAGACCGGAUUUGAAGGAACCAGUCACAGUAUUCAUGUUAUUUCAGUGUUUCAACCAGGGAGCCAAUCAGCUCCAACAUUAGACUGUUUCUGUUUUAGCUGCCUUAACAAACGGUUGCCGAUCAGAUUCUUCUCUUAAUGAUUUCCAGCGUGAAUGAUCAUUAUCUUUUAAUCAUUGAUGAAGACAUGUUUAAUUACUUUUGCCAGUUUUACUGUUGUAACUUCUUGCUGCUGACUUAAAUGUGUGUUUUUUUCUGUUUGAUAUUUUUGAACCAAUAUUAGUCAUUUGAAGGACUAACAGACUUUAAGUAUGACAUUUAAAACAGAUGUAUACACAACCAUAUUUUUUAUGGCAAAUAUUCAUUUUAAAUCAGCAAUAGACAGCUUUAAUCUUUGAAAAACAUGUUCUUAGCUGGAAUUAUUUCUUUGUGCUGUUUAAAACUCUGCAUACACAUACAAUCUAGGGUUGGCAAAGUCACAAACGUACACAGACCCAUGCUUCAGUUUUCAAAUAACCUGUAUAAGACUUCAUUAACUAUUUUCUAAUAUUUGGCUGCAUGUAUACAAUACAGAGAUUACAUGAAAUCAUUAUUUGGUUCUGUUUACAUGUGUAGAAAUACAUUUAGUUUUUGGGGAAAUUGUAUUUUCUUCUUCAGCGUCAUAUAUUUACUCUGCAUUGGUAUUAGUUGCACUUUCUGAUACAAUAUGAAUAAUAUCAAGCAAUCCUCUUUUUUUAAGGCAGGAUACAUGUUCAGGUUAAUCACUAGUCUUACUGACUGGUUAUUAAGGAGAGGAACACAAAUGUAUCGGUGAUGUGUGAAUGAAUUAAAAUUUAACCUGUAAGUCCAACAAGGUAAAUUUGUUAAAAGGGCAAUUUAGUAGGGGAAUGACAGUGUUGGCUCAGUGCUGAAUCCAGUACAGACAGUGCAUUGGUAAUCUUGGUCAAUAGAAAUAUUGAGUAGCUGAAGUGUAAGCUGGCUCACGUCACGUUGUCACUCUUCCCUGACAUUACAAUGUGCAACAUCUGUGAUCAGCUUUAUUUUUGCAAAGAGCCAUUUAACUGCAAAGUUGCAUUACUGACAUCACACACAAAAAGUUCCAUAUCGGUGGAAUAAACUCAAUGUUUUUGUUUGUUUUUUUACUUCAGAAAUGUUUUGUAAGAAAGAUCAGUGCAUCGUAUAUUAAACUUAUACAAUGCACCUAUUGUGAGAGGUAUUCUAGGGAUGUUUUCCAUGAAACAAAAUUCUGUAAAUGAGGUGCAGUACCAUAAGCUAUGACAGAAUAGCUGAAACACAAACUUCAUUUGAGUAACAUGUUGAAUGAGAUUUAACUGCAAAUUGUGCAGGUCUUGGCAUUAUUUUCCUGGAAGCUGAUGGUUAUCUGUCACUUAUCUUUUUAUUUCUUUUGCAGAUUCUAUCAGUUGCAGGUUCAAGGCUUAAUGACAUCAAUAGAUGGCAAAAAUAUCUAACUAUUCAGUUUGGUGUUUUAGCAAAUCAUAUAUUACAGUAUUAGCUUGACUUUUUGAGAAUGUUUCUUUUUUGGUUGUGUAUUUGGUUGUAAAAGAAUUAAGCUAUUUUUGUAAUUACUUGUCUAAAUAUGUAUAACUUGAGAACUGGUUAACUAAACAUGUAGAAUGAAAUAAACUGGUUUUAUGGUUUCUUGUCCAUUAAAUCAUAAAUAAUCAUGUACAAUUAUUUUUGUUUAAAAUUUUGUUUAAACCAUUAAAAGGAAAAUUACAGUCCAAAGUAAA
Molecule: messenger RNA, 5134 nt
Organism: Paralichthys olivaceus (Japanese flounder)
Lineage: Eukaryota; Metazoa; Chordata; Actinopteri; Pleuronectiformes; Paralichthyidae
Source: RefSeq, a predicted model, not a curated record